UUUGUUUUCAAGUCUUUUGUAGUUAGUUUUAUUGUUUUCUUAAAAAAAUAUAUUGUGUUAUGUGUAAAUAAGUUUUCAAUCGCUUAGUGUUGAUUAGGAAAUAUUUUUGACCAAUGACGGACUACAAUGAUACCUCGCGCGGAAGAUAUCAGCCAAGAUGUUAGAGAGAAAAAAGAUGAAAACGAUUUAAUGUAUGAAUAUGAGAACAUCAAACAAGUCACCUGGUACGAUCAACUACUAUUGAAUAGACCAUUAAAGGUUGUAAUAGUCGUGUUACUACUAACUAUCGCUGCUCCACUUCUGAUCUACCAGUUCUGCUUCUUCCCAAGCGUAGACUCACCACCUUCCGACGGUUAUUCAACAGGAUCAUGUCUUUUACAAAGAGACAUCCGUCUCGCGUGUGGCGUUGGCACUAUGAACGAACAGAACUGCCAUCCCCAAUGUUGCUAUGACGUCAGAAAUAGAUUCUGCUUCCACAGACUACCUUCUCGUUUCUCCUACAUUCUUGAUCGUGAAUGGUCUGAAAAUGUUACUCUACAACCUAGAGUAUCAACAACGCCGUAUUCCUUACAGAAUAGUUUACCCAAUUUAAGAAUAUCCGUCGAUGAAAUUACAUCAAGACAUUUAUCAAUCAAUUUCUACAAUCCUCAAUUAGUAACACAAUCUGGUAGAAGAAUUGAAAAUAAAGAUUAUAAUUAUUCAAUAUCAUCACCAGAAUUGAAUAUUGUUGUUAACUCGAUCCAGGGUAACAUUUUUAACACAUUACGAGGUCCUCUAAUAGCUUCAAAUAACAUAUGGGAGAUUGCUUUUAAAAUAACAAAUGAAUCUAUGUACGGUUUGGGGGAGAUUCCCCUAAAAGCUGGCACUGUUAAAGUAAUUUAUAACAACAAUCAAGGAUUUAGUUCAGUUCCGCUAAUUUUUGCUAAGAUUAAUGAAUCCUAUCAUGGUUUACUGUUGGACUCUAGUAUACCAACCGAAGUAUCAAUUCUGGCUGAGAAUCAGAUAGUUGUACGUGGUAUUACCAGUUUUGGUUUAAAAUUUCAUUUGUUUACUGGACCAAGACCUGAUCAAGUAAUGAAAGAAGUCAUGAAUUAUAUUGGGACUUUUAAAAACUUUCAAUACUGGAUGUUUGGACCUCACAUAUGCAGUAUAUUUCCAGGAUCACUAGAUAAUGCUUUUACGCAAUUUAGUACGUUUAUGAACGCAGCAUCCAGACAACGUCUACCAUUCGAAAGUUCCUGUGGUCCAAUACCUAUAGUUUUUAAUAGUGACCAGUGUGAUAAUUCUGAAAGCGAUGUUAUUACUAGAGGACUACGUUUAAUAAGACGAUUUAACAAACGUUUUAUGCCACAUCUUUCACCAUAUAUUCGUCAUGAAGUAAACACAACCAUAGAAGAAGAAGUAAACAAUACCACUAGAAACUGUGCAGCAACUCUCACGAAAUACGAAAGAUAUUUAUUAAGAGAUUCCAUCAACUUAGACCCGUAUUUAGGUAAAAUAGGGAACGAUACAGUCGUCUAUCCUGAUUAUGGAACAAUAACAGAAGAACUAAUUAGAGAUUUAUGGAUUUAUGACACCAAUGUCGAUGGAAUAAUUUUAGAAAACAACUGGCCUUUGGAUGAAUCCAAAAAACUACACAACGAAACUUAUUCAUAUCUUCCAUAUUUUAAUAAGAAUUUCGAAAAUGCGUUGAAUCGUACACCACAAUGGAAUAUAUCUUUGCCCAACGACGGUGGUAAAUACAUUUUCAAACAUAACAUGUACGGGAACAAUUUCAUCAAUGCGUCACAUUCAAUAUUCGAUCAGACAUUAUCAAGAUGGUCAUCAAGUCAUUGGAUGAACGGUAAAAUUGUCAUUAAUAGACAAAAUGUUGAUACCAGUUGGACAAGCUUGCACAGGGAACUGAUUGCCAUGGCCCUAGGUGGGAUCUCCGGCCAUUGGUACUGGUCUUCUCCGGUCUGUGGAGACUCAGAAGACUUCAAUAUAGAAAAACACAGUCUACUAUGCGUCAAAUGGUAUAUGGCAGCUACAUUCUUCCCAAUAUUCACAAUCAAUUCCAAAGCAACACAAAGGGAUCCUAUCCAAUUUGUCGGUACUUUCAGGACUUAUAUAAAUAAUUCCUUAAAUCACAGACUUAAUCUACUUUCUUACUUCUAUACGACUCUACAAGAAGGACCAUUGCUUAGACCGAUGUUCUAUCAAUAUCCUGAAGUAUCAGAAUUAAAGGAUGUAAGUACUCAGUUUAAUGUCGGUGAAGAUUUAUUAAUUAUUCCUAAUUUACAACCGAGUCAAACUCAUGUCCAUGUCUGGAUGCCGCCUGGGACUUGGUACGAGUUGUGGAGUGGAUUGCGAUUGAACGCGUCAGUAGGCGAAGCUGUUACCAUGACAACCACAGAUGCUGAUUUCUUAACUCUAAUCCGCGGUGGAUCAAUCGUUCCUCUACAAAAAGAUGUCAAAGCAACUGCGGAACUAACUCGUCUACAAUCAAGUUUUGCUCUCACUAUAGCUUUAGAAUGCAAAAAGAAAUCUGAUAUAACUAAUUGUGAAGCAUCAGGUAACCUCUUCAUGUCACCAAAUAUGACAAUUGAAUUUAAAGCGGAUGAUGAAAAUCUCUACGUAACAGCAAUUGGUGAUGAAUACGAUAUCUUCUGCAAUUCAACCGCUAUUUGGGCUAAUAGAAUACAAGAAAUAAAUAUUUACGGACUGGACGAUGAGUUAAAUAACUAUGACAAUCAUAGGAGAAUCCUAACGUCGAUUGAUUUGUGUGACCUAAAAGUUAUUCAAGAAAUUUAUUUUAAGUUUACGUAAUUCUGAUCUGUAUGCAAUUUAACAGAAAAUAAAUUAUUGAAUUUAACA
Papilio polytes (common Mormon) is the source of this 2856-nucleotide messenger RNA. Its product is annotated as sucrase-isomaltase, intestinal-like. Gene Ontology annotation, biological process: carbohydrate metabolic process; N-glycan processing. Gene Ontology annotation, molecular function: alpha-glucosidase activity. The coding region runs from base 127 to 2808 and encodes 893 amino acids. The record is from RefSeq and is a predicted model, not a curated record. The transcript is spliced from 7 exons. Lineage: Eukaryota; Metazoa; Arthropoda; Insecta; Lepidoptera; Papilionidae.